Molecule: messenger RNA, 3271 nt
Organism: Nicotiana tabacum (common tobacco)
Lineage: Eukaryota; Viridiplantae; Streptophyta; Magnoliopsida; Solanales; Solanaceae
Source: RefSeq, a predicted model, not a curated record
UCGUUUCUAUAAACUCCUCUCUCCUUCAUUCCUUUUGCUUUUCUCGUCGACCAAACACAUUUUCAAGACUCGCAUUUUCCAGCAAAGUGGUUUCUAUAAAAAGGAGAAGGCUAAAUAUUCAGUUAAAGAGUUAAGAGGGGCUACUGAGGAAACAAAAAGUCAAGGACAUAUAUUCAAGCAGCAGGCUAAAGUUAUAAGGAUAACGUAAAUCACAAGGGCCAUAGUUGAAUAUCACAAAAAAUGCCUCAGUGGCAAAUGAAAGACGCUGAGCAAAAGCAUAUGAUUUCAAGAACUCCAUUAAAAGAGUCGUUGAAUCAGAACGCGCAAUCCCAAAUUAGUGGAGAUCAUAGAAUUGAAGAAGUCAAGAGAAAUAAUAAUGUGGGGAGGAGAAGGGGCAGGAGGAAAGGAAAAGGGAUAUUAGUCGAAAAAAUGCAGGAUAUAAAUGAUUCUCAGACUAGUACCCCUUGUUCUGCUUCGUCAUCCGAAAGAAGUCUCGUGUUUCCUUGUAGGCCGGGAUAUGGCCAACUCGGUACUAAGUGUAUGGUAAAAGCCAACCAUUUCAUUGCUGAAUUAUCAGAAAGGAACUUAAGCCAGUAUAGCGUAAAAAUUACUCCAGAAGUUAAAUGUACAAGAUUGAACAAGGCUAUUAUGGCUGAUUUGGUAAAACUUCAUAAAGAUUCCAACUUGGGUAAAAGAAUUCCUGUUUUCGAUGGAAGACGAACACUUUAUACAGCAGGGUUGCUCCCCUUUAACUCGAAAGAAUUCACUAUCGCUCUUGCUGAUGAUGAUGAAUGGAUAGGAAUCACAAAGGAGCGGAUAUUUACUGUCACGAUCAAGUUCGUCUCACAGGCGAACUUGCAUCAGUUACACGAACUUCUUUCCGGGAAGCAAGUUGACAGUCCUCCACAAGCACUUAAAAUUAUUGAUAUUGUACUCAGGGAGCUUGCUUCUCAAAGGUACAUAUCAGUUGGGAGAUUUUUCUAUUCUCCUAAUAUUAAGAAGCCACAGACACUAGGCAAUGGCUUACAGUCUUGGAGGGGGUUCUACCAGAGCAUAAAACCUACUCAAAUGGGAUUGUCACUUAAUAUUGAUAUGUCAACAACAGCUUUCAUUGAACCACUCCCAGUUAUUGAAUUUGUUGCUCAAGUUUUGGGAAAAGAUGUGAGUUCGAGGCCACUGUCCGAUGCAGAUCGAGUAAAGGUUAAGAAGGCUCUCAGAGGUGUCAAAGUUGAAGUUACACAUAGGGGAAAUAUUCGAAGGAAAUACCGAAUUUCUGGUUUGACAUCACAGCCAACAAGAGAGCUUAUUUUUCCAGUUGAUGAGGAAAAGAACAUGAAAUCAGUCAUUGAGUAUUUCCAAGAGGUGUACGGAUUUACCAUUCAGUAUCCUCAUUUACCUUGUCUCCUCGUGGGAAGCCCAAAGAAAGUAAAUUACUUACCGAUGGAGGCUUGUAAGAUACUCGAGGGACAGAGAUACACCAAAAGAUUGGAUGAGAAGCAAAUAACUUCACUGUUAAAAUCGUCAUGCCAAAGACCACGAGAACAAGAAAUGGACAUUUUGCAGACCAUUCACCAGAACGGAUACAAGCAAGAUCCAAUUGCAAAGGAGUUUGGCAUAAGUAUUGACGAUAAGCUUGCAACAGUGGAAGCGCGAGUUCUCCCAGCCCCGUGGUUGAAGUACAAUGAUUCAGGGAAGGAAAAGGAAUGUCAUCCACAGCUAGGUCAGUGGAACAUGGUAAAUAAGAAAGUUAUUAAUGGAAGUACUGUAAAUCACUGGGCUUGCAUCAACUUCUCAUGUAACGUCCAAGAAAAUGCGGCCCGUGGAUUUUGUCAUCAGCUUGCCCAGAUGUGCCAAGUUUCUGGAAUGGAAUUUAAUUGUGAGCCAGUGGUACCGAUUUAUAGUGCUAGACCAGAUCAAGCAAAGAAGGCACUAAAUUAUGUAUAUAAUGCUGCUGCAAACAAACUUGGAGGAAAAGAGUUGGAGUUGCUAAUUGUCAUUCUUCCUGACAACAAUGGUUCUUUGUAUGGUACUUUGAAGAAAAUUUGUGAGACAGAUCUGGGGCUGAUUUCUCAGUGUUGUCUUACAAAGCAUGUAUUGAAAAUUAGCAAGCAAUACCUUUCAAAUGUAUCUCUGAAAAUCAAUGUGAAGAUGGGAGGAAGAAAUACUGUACUUUUAGAUGCUUUGAGAUGGAAAAUUCCUCUCGUCAGUGAUAUCCCAACGAUUAUAUUUGGUGCGGACGUGACUCAUCCGGAAUCAGGAGAGGAUUGUAGUCCAUCAAUUGCAGCUGUGGUAGCAUCACAAGAUUGGCCGGAAGUUACUAAAUAUGCAGGUUUGGUAUGUGCUCAGCCUCAUAGACAAGAACUCAUUCAGGAUCUUUACCGGACCUGGCAAGAUCCUCAACGGGGAACAAUGUCCGGGGGGAUGAUUAGAGAACUUUUGUUGGCAUUCAAGAAAGCCACAGGACAAAAACCACUGAGAAUUAUAUUCUACAGGGAUGGUGUCAGUGACGGGCAAUUUUAUCAGGUCCUACUUUAUGAACUCGAUGCAAUUCGUAAGGCUUGUGCAUCUCUUGAACCAGGUUAUCAACCUCCAGUAACGUUCAUAGUUGUCCAAAAACGUCACCACACACGACUUUUGCCAAACAAUCACAAUGAUAGAAAUCAUACUGACAGAAGUGGAAACAUCCUACCUGGUACUGUGGUUGAUACUAAAAUUUGUCAUCCCACUGAAUUUGAUUUUUACUUGUGCAGUCAUGCUGGAAUUCAGGGAACUAGUCGUCCCGCGCACUAUCAUGUUCUCUGGGAUGAAAACAAUUUUACUGCAGAUGAAAUGCAGUCUUUGACUAACAACCUUUGCUAUACAUAUGCUCGAUGCACUCGAUCUGUUUCAGUAGUUCCUCCGGCGUAUUAUGCUCAUUUGGCAGCCUACAGGGCACGUUGCUACGUAGAACCUGACUCGUAUGGCAAUGGUUCAAAGCGUAGCACACGUACAACGAAUGGUUGUGUCAGCGUCCGUCCUCUACCAGCAUUGAAAGAGAAGGUGAAGAAUGUGAUGUUCUAUUGCUAGAGUUAAUGUUAAUGUUACAUAGUAGUCAGUACAUGUAUGAAAUUAGGAUAGGGAUCUAAUCAUGAACUAAUGCUAUGUUUAUAUGGUGGGGAGCGAAUUGCAAUAAGAAAUUUUGUAAGUUUUGUGACUAGAGGUCUGCUCUCUGUGUAAUACAUGUAUAAUGCCUAGUUAAAAUUUAGGAAUCAGAUGAAUAGCUUCACUUGGA